Molecule: messenger RNA, 621 nt
Organism: Oncorhynchus nerka (sockeye salmon)
Lineage: Eukaryota; Metazoa; Chordata; Actinopteri; Salmoniformes; Salmonidae
Product: U1 small nuclear ribonucleoprotein 70 kDa-like
Exons: 2
Source: RefSeq, a predicted model, not a curated record
GACAUAUACAGAAGGAGAGACAGAGAAAGAAGGAGAGACAGAGACAGAAGGAGAGACAGAAGGAGAGACAGAGAAAGAAGGAGAGGCAGAGGGAGAGACAGAGACAUAUACAGAAGGAGAGGCAGAGACAGAAGGAGAGACAGAAGGAGAGGCAGAAGGAGAGGCAGAGACAGAAGGAGAGGCAGAGACAGAAGGAGAGACAGAAGGAGAGAAAGAGACAGAAGGAGAGACAGAAGGAGAGGCAGAAGGAGAGGCAGAGACAGAAGGAGAGACAGAGGGAGAGACAGAAGGAGAGACAGCCGGAGAGACAGAAGGAGAGGCAGAGACAGAAGGAGAGACAGAGGCAUAUACAGAAGGAGAGACAGAGAAAGAAGGAGAGACAUAUACAGAAGGAGAGACAGAGAAAGAAGGAGAGACAGAGACAGAAGGAGAGACAGAAGGAGAGACAGAGAAAGAAGGAGAGGCAGAGGGAGAGACAGAGACAUAUACAGAAGGAGAGACAGAAGGAGAGACAGCCGGAGAGACAGAAGGAGAGGCAGAGACAGAAGGAGAGACAGUGACAGAAGGAGAGACAGAGACAGAGAGAGAGACAAAGACAGAGGGAGAGACAGAAGGAGAGAC